This is a messenger RNA of Cercocebus atys (sooty mangabey), 4971 nucleotides long. It is a transcript of the gene RGMB, whose product is annotated as repulsive guidance molecule family member b. Gene Ontology annotation, molecular function: coreceptor activity. The record is from RefSeq and is a predicted model, not a curated record. Gene Ontology annotation, cellular component: plasma membrane. NCBI's taxonomy places the organism in Eukaryota, Metazoa, Chordata, Mammalia, Primates, Cercopithecidae. The transcript has 6 exons. Gene Ontology annotation, biological process: BMP signaling pathway. Bases 612 to 2231 code for a protein of 539 amino acids.
AAUCGCCCACCAGGAAUCGGCUGGUGCCGCGGGUGGGCGAAGGCACGGCCGCCGGCCCGGAGGGCAGCGCGGAGGGUGGCGCUGGCGGCGUGAAAGGCGUCUUUGUGCAAGACUGAGUGUGGUGGGGGGAAGGCGAAGAGAGAACUGAGCCCGGACCUGGACGCGGGGGUCUAGCGCGCCCCUAUGCCCCUAGCCGUCCGCUGUGCCGGAAUGAGCCGGGUAGCGCCGGCAGGGGGCAGUGUGGCGACAGAGGAGUUGCCGGGAGGAGGGGGUUCUCUGUUCACCUCUAUUUGAGGCUGGACUGGGGGAAAAGCUGCCUGGAGGAAGCUGCUGGGGUGCGGGGGACUGAGCGAUUUGGCUCCCCGCCCUCUCCCCUAGGUGGCGGAGAAAUCGGGCUAGCUGGAAGGGCGCAGCUCCUCUCCGAGAGCUCAUUCCGGAAUCGGAGAGCUGGGAGAGCGGCCCCCGAGGCGGAGCCUCCCUCCCGCCCGGAGUCCCGCUGCCCCCAACCUGGGGGAGAGGGGCGGGCGCCGCGCUGCCUUCCCUCCGCGCCUCGGCCGCGUGGCUUGCGGCUUAUUUUCCCAGCUGGCAAGCGUCGCGCUGCAGACAAGGGAAUGCCUGUGGGAAGGCUGCACUGGUUUCCUGAGAUAAAUGGACAGGAAGCACAUUACCUCCGCGCGCUGGCAAGCGGCUCCCAAAUGCUUUUUGCACCUGCCGUUUUGAGCGGUCCUGCGUGUUCCGAAGUUCGGGGGCCCCCUGAUCCCGCUGAGCCCCCUCCAGGAGCGGAAGGGUUAAGAAUGAUGAGGAAGAAGAGGAAGCGAGGCGCGCCCCCCGGCCCAUGCCGCAGCCACGGGCCCAGACCCGCCACGGCGCCCGCCCCGCCGCCCUCGCCGGAGCCCACGAGACCUGCAUGGACGGGCAUGGGCUUGAGACCAGCACCUUCCAGCGCCGCCGCUGCUGCCGCCGAGGUUGAGCAGCGCCGCCGCCCCGGGCUCUGCCUGCCGCCGCUGGAGCUGCUACUGCUGCUGCUGCUCAGCCUCGAGCUGCUCCACGCAGGUGACUGCCAACAGCCAGCCCAAUGUCGAAUCCAGAAAUGUACCACGGACUUUGUGUCCCUGACUUCUCACCUGAACUCUGCCAUUGACGGCUUUGACUCUGAGUUUUGCAAGGCCUUGCGUGCCUAUGCUGGCUGCACCCAGCGAACUUCAAAAGCCUGCCGUGGCAACCUGGUAUACCAUUCUGCUGUGUUGGGUAUCAGUGACCUCAUGAGCCAGAGGAAUUGUUCCAAGGAUGGACCCACAUCCUCUACCAACCCCGAAGUGACCCAUGAUCCUUGCAACUAUCACAGCCACGCUGGAGCCAGGGAACACAGGAGAGGGGACCAGAACCCUCCCAAUUACCUUUUUUGUGGCUUGUUUGGAGAUCCUCACCUCAGAACUUUCAAGGAUCACUUCCAAACAUGCAAAGUGGAAGGGGCCUGGCCACUCAUAGAUAAUAAUUAUCUUUCAGUUCAAGUGACAAACGUGCCUGUGGUCCCUGGAUCCAGUGCUACUGCUACAAAUAAGAUCACUAUUAUCUUCAAAGCCCACCAUGAGUGUACAGAUCAGAAAGUCUACCAAGCUGUGACAGAUGACCUGCCAGCCGCCUUUGUGGAUGGCACCACCAGUGGUGGGGACGGCGAUGCCAAGAGCCUGCGUAUCGUGGAGAGGGAGAGUGGCCACUAUGUGGAGAUGCACGCCCUCUAUAUAGGGACCACAGUGUUUGUACGGCAAGUGGGUCGCUACCUGACCCUUGCCAUCCGUAUGCCUGAAGACCUGGCCAUGUCUUACGAGGAGAGCCAGGACCUGCAGCUGUGCAUGAAUGGCUGCCCCGUGAGUGAACGCAUCGAUGAUGGGCAGGGCCAGGUGUCUGCCAUCCUGGGACACAGCCUGCCUCGCACCUCCUUGGUGCAGGCCUGGCCUGGCUACACACUGGAGACUGCCAACACUCAAUGCCAUGAGAAGAUGCCAGUGAAGGACAUCUAUUUCCAGUCCUGUGUCUUCGACCUGCUCACCACUGGUGAUGCCAACUUUACCGCCGCAGCCCACAGUGCCUUGGAGGACGUGGAGGCCCUGCACCCGAGGAAGGAACGCUGGCACAUUUUCCCCAGCAGUAGAAAUGGGACUCCCCAUGGAGGCAGUGAAUUGUCUGUCAGUCUAGGACUCACAUGCUUGAUCCUUAUCGUGUUUUUGUAGGGGUUGUCUUUUGUUUUGUUUUUUUAUUUUUUGUCUAUAACAAAAUUUUAAAAUAUGUAUUGUCAUAAUAUAUUGAGUAAAAGAGUAUAUAUGUAUAUACCAUGUAUAUGACAGGACGUUUGUCCUGGGACACCCACCAGAUUGUACAUAUUGUGUUUGGCUGUUUUCACAUAUGUUGUAUGUAGUAUUCUUUGAUUGUAUCAAUUUUGUUUUGCAGUUUUGUGAAAUGUUUUAUAAUGUCCCUGCCCAGGGACCUGUUAGAAAGCACUUUAUUUUUUAUAUAUUAAAUAUUUAUGUGUGUGCUUGGUUAAUAUGUGUAGUACAUAUACACAGACACCCAUACGCAGCGUUUCCUUUGAAGUGACCAGUUGUUUGUAGCUAUUCUUGGCUGUACCCUCCUGCCCUUUCCCAUUGCUACUGAUUUGCCAUGGUGUGCAGCUUUUACUCGCCACCUUCCGGUGGAGCUGCCUUGUUCCUUUGAACUAUGCCCUCACCCUUCUGCCCUCACUUGAUUUGAAAGGAUCGUUAACUCUCCCUUACAGGUACUUUGACUCUUAAACACUGAUCUUCAGAAGCUCUCUUCCGGUCUAACAGCUGUUACUUUUUCAGAACGGAGGGUAUUACUGGUAUUCUGAUUACUCUCAAUUCUAAUUGUUAUAUAUUUGAGCCCAUACAGUGUAUUAGGUUGAACCACAGAAACUGUUGUUCUUGUAGGUCAAAAAGGUGUAGUGAUGGCAGUUUUCGUAGAUAAGUACCAGGCAUCUUGCUAGACCUCAGAAACUCCCAGACUUUUUCUCAUCCCAUGCCCCUUUUUAAAUGGUCAGUUUUUCCUCUGACUCUUCUGUGUUAAAACAUGAAACUAUACAUUUAGUAAUUAUCAUGCCUUGCUCUUUUUUUAAUCUGUAUGACUGGCGCAAGCCCCUGAUCUUAACCUUUUCUUGGCUGUCAAACCCAGAAACACACAGCUCUCCCUGUCUCCACCUCCAGUAAGCCCUCCUCAACUUCACCUUACGAAUCCAAAGAACUGGGUUCUUUCUCUAAUGUAGAGGCCCAGAUCCCAUCACAAAGUUUUUCAUUCUUCCUUGUCCACCAUGAUCUUCAUCACAGUCUUUGAUGUGUCUGCAUGCAAAGUGGAACAGAGUGGGGCAGCAAUGACAGAAAAGCUUCCUUGGCCUGACUCAGUGUGUGGCCACUUCGGCACUGCUUAAUCGAGAUAUUCUUGUUAACUAAGCAUUGUGCUGCUUCCCAGGUGGUCUCUGAAGUCAGGUACUCUCCCUCUUCACACCUGUAAUUGAAUAUUAUUUAGUCAGUUGCUCAUUGUAACUUGGAGAAAUUUCUAUAAAGUAUGAUCUCUCCUUGCCUUUUCCAUUCCAUUGUUGGCACCCCCUUGGAAAAGGAAAAGAACAGCAAAAGGCAGGAACCGUAAUCUGAGAAAGUUAACUCCAGAAUAGGUAGAUUUCUAUUGUUAUAUCUAGAUGGAAAUCUUUGGUUCUAACAAGAAGUGAUACAGUUUGUGCUUUAAUAAUUUAUUGAUAAGUUUACAUAAACAAAUAAAAGGUACGAACUUUAAAUACAGUAGUAGUUUAUGCCAAGAUUAUGCUUAGUUUUAGGUCUCCAGGUAGUUACUUUUGCCAUGUCCUAUUGAUCAGUGACACUGCCAGAGGCCCAGACUGGCAGGAAAAAGAGGACGUCGUUUUGUAAAGUUUUAUUUCUUAGUGAACUGAUGUGCCAUCCAGUCACAGAGUGGAGUUGUGAAUUCAUGUAGAGGUGGCAAACUUCUACCUUGUGUUUAUAGGAAUAAUCUUGGGCAGUUUGGGAAAAUAAGGAAGGCAUCUGCUUCUUUCUUAUAGAUUCAACUGUAGAGAGUUGAAACCUAAACCCACCUUCCUUUUACAGAAGCUGGACUGGGGACUGACUGACCAUCAGCUCUGAACUGUGGCUUUUUUUGUUCACCUGUGGAGCCAUGUACCAAAUUCAGAAGCUAUUGUUGAUAAUUUGUUUUAUAAUUGAGUAGUACAAGUGAGGAAAAAUACAGAGGAUACUUUAACCACUAUUUUUGUGCAAAUACGAAAGUGAACUAAAAGCAAUAGAAGAAAUUUCUAUAGGAUCUGGGUUUAGAGUGUAUAUGAUUAAUAAAUAUACCUUUGCUCUUUACAGGGAAAAUUACAAAACCACCCUUACUGAUAGUUGGGAAAUGAAGAUUGGGUUAUUUUGCCAUAUGUAGCUGGAAGUGACACUUCAAAGCACCCUGCAUCACUAGUAAUAGUGUAUUUUGCUAUUCUCCCCUUAUAAUCGGUGUCCCUGUAAAACAAUCCCCACAGAUUACAAAUAGAUGUACUUCUCUACAUAAGGGCCAGGUUUAUUUUCUCCUGAGAUUUCUAGAAAAAAAAUGCUGCUUGCACAUGUUGGUUCUUGAAACCUUAGCUAGAAGAGUUUCAGGUCAUGCCAACAUGUGGAUAGGCUGUAGCUGUUCAGAGGUCUCCCGGGGGAGCUUAAACCGGGGGAAACACUGGUUUUCACAGAUGCUUCACAUGGCUGUCUUUAAAAGACUCAAAACUUGUUGUCCUCUUUGUUAUGCUUGGAACCCCCCCCCCACAGUGUGUCGAGUCUUUGCAAAGAAACCUUUAGAUGUGGUUCAUAGAUAUAUGAAUACGUAUCUGUGUAAAACAGUGAGCGUGCAGUGUGUAAAUACUUUAAAUUAUUACGCUAGAAAAAUAAAGUUACAUACCAUACUGUGGAA